Olea europaea var. sylvestris is the source of this 471-nucleotide messenger RNA. Its product is annotated as putative disease resistance protein At1g50180. Bases 1 to 471 code for a protein of 156 amino acids. The transcript is spliced from 2 exons. Lineage: Eukaryota; Viridiplantae; Streptophyta; Magnoliopsida; Lamiales; Oleaceae. Gene Ontology annotation, molecular function: ADP binding. The record is from RefSeq and is a predicted model, not a curated record. Gene Ontology annotation, biological process: defense response to other organism.
AUGGUGGAAGAGAUCAUUGUGGGCUUAGAGGACACGAUAACACAAAUUGUUAGCAAGCUUGUUGGAGGACCAAACUACCUCCAGAUUAUUUCCAUCGUCGGAAUGGGUGGACUUGGCAAGACAACUCUAGCAAAGAAAAUAUACGAUCAUUCCAACGUUCGGUACUAUUUUGAUAAGCUUUCUUGGUGUGCUGUUACUCAAACUUAUAAGAAAAAGCUAUUGAACGAUAUUUGGAGCUCCUUGAGUAACCUUAAAAAAGACGAUAAUUCAAAAAUGGAAGAUGAAGAGUUGGACGAACAUAUUUACAAAAGUUUAAAGGGUAGAAGAUACCUCAUUGUUAUGGACGAUCUAUGGGAUAAAGAAGCGUGGGAAGAUUUGAAAAGGUUAUUUCCAGAUGACAAAAAUGGAAGCAAAGCAGAAUUUUCAACCUAUUCUCGGUUGUACAAAUUUCAUAGCUGUAAUUAUGGAUAA